This is a messenger RNA of Penicillium macrosclerotiorum, 1533 nucleotides long. Its product is annotated as cytochrome P450. The record is from RefSeq and is a predicted model, not a curated record. Gene Ontology annotation, molecular function: heme binding; iron ion binding; oxidoreductase activity, acting on paired donors, with incorporation or reduction of molecular oxygen. Lineage: Eukaryota; Fungi; Ascomycota; Eurotiomycetes; Eurotiales; Aspergillaceae. The transcript has 5 exons. The coding region runs from base 1 to 1533 and encodes 510 amino acids.
AUGGAAUAUGCUAUCAUUUUAGCAACCCCCGUGGCCUCUUUUCUGGUCUUCUUGGCCUUACGCAUCGUCAUCUACCGUCUUAACGCUCACCCACUUGCGGCGUUCCCCGGUCCUAAACUCGCCGCGGCUACUUUCCUCUACGAGUUCUACUAUGAUGUGAUUAAAGGAGGCAUGUAUAUCUGGGAGAUCGAACGCAUGCAUGAAAAAUAUGGCCCCAUUGUCCGCAUAAAUCCCAGAGAACUACAUAUCAAAGAUCCUCACUACUACGAAGACAUCCACGCCGGUGGCUCGCACAAACGGGCCAAAGACCCUCGGUAUGUGGUGGCGUUUGGAGCUCCAAAUUCUCUCGUCGCAACCGUGAAUCAUGACCACCACCGCCUGCGCCGGACUUUCCUAAACAGCUACUUCUCCAAACGUUCCAUCGCUCAAUUGACACCGUAUAUCCAACAAAAAGUUGACUUUCUGACUCGCCGUUUUGAGAAUGCUUACAAACAAGCGGCUGUUUUGCACUUGCAAUUGGACUUCGCCGCGCUGACCGCGGAUGUAAUCACACACUACUGCUACGGCUGGAGCUACGGCUAUCUAGAGGAUGCUAACAGUGCCAGGAGCAACAAUCUUGUGAACGCGGUGGCGGGCCUUAUGAGCAUGUUCCACAUCAACCGCUUCUUCCCGUUUCUAGUCGCUAUAUUCCGAAAGGCUCCAGCAUGGGCUGUUCGCGUGCUACAGCCUAAAAUGAUGGAUCUCUUCAAUAUGAAGGUUCAGUUGCGCCAACAAGCUCGUAAGAGCCUGCGAACGAAGAAGGUGGAGGAUUCAGACCUUUGUCUCAAUGAUAAUAUCUUCAACUCCUUAACCAGCCCCAAAGUCCCAGCACAGGAGCGAUCGCUGGACCGCUUAGAAGACGAGUCUGCUCUCCUGCUAGGGGCAGGUACAGAAACGACGGCGCGAGCUAUCGCGAUGUCUAUGUUCCACGUGAUGAAUGACAAGGAGAUCGCAAGGAAGUUACGUGACGAGUUGAGGACGGUUCUCAAGACCCCGAAAUCCACGGCUUCAUGGACAGACCUAGAGAAACUGCCUUAUUUGACUGGCGCUGUUAACGAAGGCCUCCGCCUCAGCCAUGGCAUGACGGCACGACUUGCUCGAAUCUCGCCUAUCGAGGAUCUCCGUUACAAUGAGUGGGAGAUUCCUGCUGGAACACCAAUCAGCCAAUCAAACUACUUCGUUCAUAUGGAUCCGAAAAUCUUCCCCGAACCGGAGAGGUUCAACCCUGAGCGAUGGGUCCAAGCCGGUGAGAAAGGCGAAUAUUUGAACCGGUUUAUCGUGGCAUUUACCAAGGGAAGCCGACAAUGCCUUGGGAUAAAUCUCGCCUAUGCAGAAAUCUAUAUGACCUUAGCACACAUUGUGCGCCGCUUCGAUAUGGCCCCUUAUGAAACCACCACUGCUGAUCUCAAAAUGUACCGCGAACUCGGCGUUGCGAUGCCGAAAACGGGCUAUUUUGAUGUGAAAGCUACAGUGGAGGCCAUCAUUGAUGAUUGA